CGCAUUAGAUGUGGUAGCUCGUUUGGUUAAAACUGGUGAGGAGAUCAUUGCUGGCGACGAUUUAUACGGUGGCACAAAUCGCCUUCUUGCGUUUCUUAAUAAAAGUUUCGACAUCAAAUCGCAUCAUGUUGAUACAACAAAUCCGGAUUCACUUUUACCAUAUCUACAUCCCACAAGGACUCGUCUUAUUCUUUUAGAAUCACCUACAAAUCCAUUGAUCAAAAUUUCCGACAUUCCAAAAAUUGCAUCGAUCGUACACGAACGAUGUCCAAAUGCCUUGAUAGUAGUUGAUAAUACCAUGAUGUCUCCUUAUCUUCAAAGACCAUUGGAAUUUGGAGCUGAUAUCGUGAUACAUUCUGGAACAAAAUACCUCAGUGGACACCAUGAUUUAAUGGCUGGUAUUAUUGGCGUUAAAGACGAAGUUGUUGCUGAG
This is a messenger RNA of Scutellospora calospora, 433 nucleotides long. The record is from the annotation of a GenBank genome assembly. NCBI's taxonomy places the organism in Eukaryota, Fungi, Glomeromycota, Glomeromycetes, Diversisporales, Gigasporaceae.